CCAGGCCUUGAGAAAUUUUGUGUAGUUGUAGAAGAUGGCGUACCCAGGAGCUGUGGCACCGCCACCUUAUAGCGAGACUGUAGCAAGUCCAGGGAUGUCCACGCCGUACAAUAAUACAGUGCCAGCCACGCAAGUCGAGAUCUCUGUCUCUUGCAGGAACCUCGCGGACAUGGAUGUGUUUUCAAAAUCUGACCCAAUGGUUGUCAUGUUUACACAAGGAAUGGGCACAAAAGAAUGGAGAGAGUUUGGAAGAACAGAAGUCAUCAUGAAUAAUCUAAACCCUGAUUUUGUCAAGAAAUUUACUAUCCAUUAUUUCUUUGAGGAAAUACAAAAAUUAAGAUUUCAAGUUUAUGAUAUUGACAAAAAGUCAUCAAGACUUCAAGACCAUGACUUUAUUGGAGAAAUAGAGUGUACUUUAGGAUCAAUAGUUGGUGAAAAUGGUGGCCAACUUGAAAAGGCUUUACUAAACAAGCAGCAGUCAAAGCCCAGAGGGAAAAUUAUAUUAAGAUGUGAAGAGGUCUCUCAAUGCAAGGAUGUUGCAACGUUGCAGUUUAGAGGUCACAAACUUGACAAAAAAGAUUUCUUUGGCAAAUCUGAUCCAUUCCUGGUUUUCUAUAGGUGUAAUGAAGACAAUAGUUUUACCGCUGUUCACCGGACAGAAGUCGUCAAAAACACCCUGAACCCAACGUGGAAGCCGUUUAGUGUCCCGGCUAGAGCUCUAUGCAAUGGGGAUAUUGACAGAUCAAUACGCAUUGAGUGCUAUGACUGGGAUAGAGAUGGAAGCCAUGAUCUAAUCGGUAUUUUCUCAACAACACUGAGAGAAUUGACGUCUAACCCUAACUUAACGUUUGAGCUGAAGAAUCCCAAGAAGCAAGCAAAGAAAAAGAGUUACAAGAACUCGGGAACUAUAAUAUUACUUCAGAGCAAAUUGGAACAGCAGCCUACCUUUUUGGAUUUCAUCAAAGGAGGAACACAGAUUAGCUUUAUCGUCGCUAUCGAUUUCACCGCAUCAAAUGGUAACCCACAGAACAGCAACUCGCUCCACUUCCUGAACCCCUACGAGCCUAAUCAGUACGUCAAGGCCCUGACGUCUGUGGGAGCCAUCUGCCAAGACUAUGAUUCGGAUAAACUUUUUCCUGCAUUCGGCUUUGGUGCACGCUUGCCACCAAACUGGGAAGUUUCUCAUGAGUUUGCAUUGAAUGGAAAUCCUCAAAAUCCAUUCUGCGAGAGAGUGGAAGGCGUUAUCUCAUCGUAUUUCCACAGCAUUCAGCGAGUGCAACUGUACGGUCCGACCAACUUCUCUCCGAUCAUUCGAAGGACCGUAGCCUUGGCCAAGGAAUCCGAGAGACAAAAGCCUGGAGAAGAGUACUUUGUGCUCCUGAUCUUGACGGAUGGCAUCAUCUCUGACAUGGAGCAAACAAAAGCAGCUAUAGUUGAUGCGGCCUCUCUGCCUGUAUCCAUAAUCAUCGUGGGGGUCGGAGGUGCCGACUUCGAAGCUAUGGAAGAGUUAGACGGUGACGAAGUUCGUCUAUCUUCUCGGGGCCGGUUGGCGGAGCGAGACAUCGUACAGUUUGUCCCUUUUCGUGACUACCUGGACAAGUGCUAUGGGGACAUUACCAGCGGUGCACGGCUAGCCAAAGACGUCCUGGAGGAGUUACCAGACCAACUAACCGAUUACAUGAAGAAAAGAAACAUAAAACCACCUUCAUUUGCACCUUCUCGUUCUUAGAACCAGAGAGUCAUAGAUAGACACAAUAGUCCCAGGUCUAUGAUCGGGUUCUAUGGUUGGUAAUACUUGUUGACGUCACUGGAAGGCGUCCUGCACUGUCUCACGGUAUAUCUCCGAGCAAAGGAAACCCAGUUAGAAUGGACCAGGCUGGUAGAGUUUUCAGGGAAGUUGAAAGAGUGGAAAUACCCCAAUAGUCGCCAAUGCCACUAGAUCCUCGUAACAAGAGAUUCCAGGAUCACAUGUAGAGUAAACAUGUUAGUAUGCUUGUAGAGUAAACUAUAGUCGAAGCUCAUUCAUACUCAUAGCAAUAGGAAUUCAUUAAAAGGGUGGAAAACCCCACGGUGAACAAACCCUACUGAAGAAGUCGGUGAUCAUUUACAAUUUCCGUAAUUUGUCGGUAGUCGUUGAACUCAGAGAAUCUAUGUCGUAACCCGCAUUGUUUCAUGGAUAUGAAAGAAAUUAGCAAAUAAGUGUAAAUAAAAAACGUCUAAGUCGGGAAUGUUUUAGAUUUUUUGUUUAUUUUCAAACUUAAAACUUUUACAUGGCUUUUAGAGACCAGGAUAUAUUCAAUCAUUUGUUCUCGAGUCCAACCUUAGACGUAAACGUUCAUAAUACGGACACCCAUAAAAUGUAGGUAGUCAAUAAUUGUUUCCCAUUUCGUCAGUAGUUGGUUAUUUUUACAAGCCUCUAUUAAGCUGUUUCUCGCUAGUCGGUUCACCCCAUCCAGACCCUAGAGAUGUUUCAGGAAAGUUGUGGAUUAUAGCCAAAUUCGUUGUUGCGCGACCUCCCAGAAUGUUAAAUUCCUUUCUUUGUUUGGGAAUAGUGCGUAGUCAAUCAAACCAAACAAUCAAAACCAGACAGACCGCCCCAAAAGCUUGUGUCUGACUACGCGCUAUUCCCAGACGAGACAAGGAUUUUAGAUUUGUCGAGGUCGCGCAACAAAGAAUUUGGCUGUAAGUUACUCAUUCUGUGUACGAUAAUUUAGACGCGAACUUCAUAAAUAUUUAUUAUGCUGGUGAAACUUUAUGGUAUAUAAGUCCCAAUAAAUAACGUAUGUUUGUAAUUACAAUUUGAACAUAAUAUUAUAAAGUAGAGGACACUUGUACGCAACAUCAUAUAACAAUCUUUGAAAGAAUUAUAUGGAAUCUAUACAAUGAAUAAUUCAACUUAAAGAGCUCUUGUCAGACACACCUUUGUUAUUACUUUCAUUUAAUAUUAAAAGGCACAUAAUUUACCUCUCAAGAAA
Messenger RNA from Nematostella vectensis (starlet sea anemone), 2975 nucleotides. RefSeq names its product copine-8. The coding region runs from base 35 to 1729 and encodes 564 amino acids. The transcript has 24 exons. The record is from RefSeq and is a predicted model, not a curated record. Gene Ontology annotation, biological process: cellular response to calcium ion. NCBI's taxonomy places the organism in Eukaryota, Metazoa, Cnidaria, Anthozoa, Actiniaria, Edwardsiidae. Gene Ontology annotation, cellular component: plasma membrane. Gene Ontology annotation, molecular function: calcium-dependent phospholipid binding.